UGAUUUAUUAUUUUUAUGUUUUUUAUAAAACUAAACAUAAAAGAAAACUCAUGCAACAACGGGUCCAUAUCUAGUAACAAAUAAAGUUCACAUUCAAUUUUUUGUUAAAAAAAUAAAAAAAUAAAUUAUAGCAUGUCAAAAUAUUAUAUAUAUUAAAAUUUAAAACUAUUUAUACGUGUGAAUUCGGAGCAAAUAUUUAAUGUAACAAAGAUGUGUUUCUGAGUAGAACGAACCACUGAAACUCGGUUUAUCUUGAACCUUGUGUCAUACUCAAAUCAAUAUACAACCGGUGGCAAAAGUUCAUCAUGAUCAACAUAUCAUUCUCCAGAGUCAAAAGUACCAGCAACGUUGGCUCGGAAAGUCUCGGUUUGAAUGGCACUCACACCAGUACACCGCCAGGCAUUGAAGACAUGAGUCAAGAGAGUAGGUCACCGCCAUGAGAGAAGCUAUGUCAUCAAAUCACUCUCCUUUUACGAUAUUGUAAGCAUGGUUAACUUCUCCUUUAAUUUGUGUAGAACAACCUCAAAUGCCUCAGCAGUACACCUUCGCAGUAUAGGUAAACUCCUCACGUCCGUGCGUUGGGAGUGACUUCCCAUUCAUGGCCAAAACGACAUGAGCUUAGGGAUCAACUUUUUAGGAAACUGGUUAGGAGACCAUAAACAUUUUCCCCACAAGCAGUUAUGACUGGCAAUCCAUAUAUAUGAUUACAGUUCUUCUGCUAUAUUCCUAGGAGUUGCCGGGCCCAAAAGUUUGGGAACUCAUUAGAAAAUAUCUCAUUACGAGAGAGUUCAUGAUAGGUUGAAAAAAUUGUCAAAUUUUCUAUUUAUAUGAUUUGGGUUGAUAUUUUCAGUUAUUUCAUACUUGGUAACCAAGUUCAUUUAGGGUUUUGGUAACUAGCAUAUAAGUAAGUUUGUUUCACAAUUUAUUCCUCGUCCUUUUCCUCUGCAUCCGUCUUGGUCUCUGAGGUGAGUCUCUCUCUCUCAAAAUCCGACCAUGUAUUUGAUGGUCUAACUUUUGAGACUGAUUUUUCUUUGGUUUAUAUCUGCAGAUAACAAGGUUCUCUGUGUUUCUUUCAGGCAUUUAAAGAGACAAACAUAUCAGGGCAAGAGAUAAUGUUUCCGAUUAUGAGGUCCGACAUGCCUCACUUAACUCUUGAAGAAAUUAGAUCACUCCAUACUGUUACAGUGGAAGAGUUGAAAAUGUUUUUCUUGAUUAAGCCUCUAACUCAGUAUGUGUGUGGCUGUCCUGGGAUCAGUCUUCUUAAGAGACGGCCCUCUCUUGCGCCCUCGCAAGAGCCAGAGAACCAAAGUUAGAUAAUUAGGAUUAUGGAUGUUUUGUUCUUUUGAGACUCAAAAAUAAUCCCUUAUAUAUAAUAUGUGUGUUUUUGAGAGAAAAAACUUAUAUAUUGAUAUUAUGGUUGCCUUUGUUUUAUUUAUGAUCAUUUUCCAGUAUCAUAUGAUUCUUUUUGCUAAUUAAUUAACUCUAAAAAAAAAAUUCUAACACCACCGCUUGUAUCAUGGUCAUGCAUCAUCUUUGAAAAACCACGAAACAGUCCAUGCACCAUCUACUUGUGCAUGUACCUACGUGGAGAUCUUACUAUAUAUGUGUAAGCGCAUCAUUAAUUAGCAGCCAGGGUUGUAUAAUGAGCUUAUCAUACCUGAUAUAAACUAACUUAUAUUUUUAUAAUGAGCUUAUCUUUAGUCAGCCAGGGUUUGUACAAUGAGCUCAUCUUCAGCUGAUAUUUUUUCAUAAUAAAUAACUCAUAAAACUUAUAUGAGAUAUGCAGAUAAUGGUUAAAUGAAGGCAUGCAGGUUUUUAAUGAGAAGGAAAAGCUUGCGCGGGAGGUUGUGAAAAAUAAAUACUUUGCGAGCUAGCUACAUAUUUUGAAAGAUAAGAAACAAUCUGUAAUGAUCCACUCCCACCAUCUCCACUUCUUUCUCCAACCCCACCACUUCCACCUUCUUCUCCACCAUUUCCACCAUCUCCACCUUCUUCCCCACCAUCUCCAACUUCUAUAAAACUCAAGAAAAAGAGAAAGAGAGAGAGAAAGAGAGAGAAGAAGAAGAGGAGAGAAAGCUCACCUGAGCUCGUUGCCGGAGCAACCGUGCGCCGUUAUCACGUUCAGCUUGCCACCACCGAUAAACACCCUAGACCACCAUCGUGUUCCUCUUGACGAGACGAAUCCGUAGCCACCGAAAACGCCUCAAUCGGAGCCCGGACGAAGCCGCACGCGCCUCCAGAAGUUUCGCCACUGCGCGCGCGUGAGGUACACGCGCCGCCGCCGGACCACGGUCAUCCGCCGCAGCUCCGCCGCCGGACCACCGUCCUCCGCCGCAGCUCCGCCGUCGCCGCCGGCCAUAUUUCCGAUUUGGAGUCCAUUUGAGCAGCUGGAGUUCAUAGUUACCACUUCUUUUCAUUGCUAAGGUGAGACCGACGAGCAGGAGUGAUUAUCGGACCGGUGCUAUUGGGCUUUUGGACUUCUAUCGCUUUUACCGCUUUUAUCGUUAUCGGGCCUUUUGGCGUUAUGCUAUCGUAUUGACUUUUAUAUUAUGGUGGAAAUUAUUAUUAUUAUUUGAGUUGUAUUAUUAUUUUAUUUCCGCUUUUAUCUAUUUAUUAUAUUUCGAAAGUGACGGGUGUUACAUUUUGGUAUCAGAGCUAUUUAUUUAUCGUAACAUUUUAUUAUGUAAAUCGGGGUGUCACAAUUUGGUAUCAGAGCUAUUUAUUUAUCGUAACAUUUUAUUAUGUAAAUCGGGUUGUCACAAUUUGGUAUCAGAGCGGGUUCCGUCCCGGCUCCGACCCGGGAUGGCGAUUUUUGGAGACCUGGUUUUAUUCGGUUUUGACGGUUUUAAACGAUUUCAAAAUAUUUUCGGGGAUUUGAGAAUUUUGAAAAUAAAAAUAAAUAGCACCUUUCCGUUCGAUAUCACUUCUUCUUAAAUGUUGGUAUCCAAAGUUCAGCGUAAGUUAACUAUUCGCUCCCCUUUCAGAUGCCGCCAAGGAGAAGAACCACCCGUACCUAGACCGCCAGAGCUGUUAGAGACGAUGUAGAUGAGCAUGAGCAGCCCGCAGUUCCACCACCCACGGCUCCACCAGUUGAUCAGGAUGAAUUGAGACAGAUGGUUCAGGAUGCCGCUAGACAGGCCGCUCAGGAGGCACUUCAGCAGAUUGCCCAGGAGGCAGCCAGGCAGGCCGCUCAGGAGGCCGCCCGAGUAGCUGCUCAGGAGGUUGCAUGUCAUAUGGCUGCCGUUCAGCAGGGUCCUCAGGUUCAGGUGCAGCAGGGUCCGCAGAUUUGGGUUCAGCAAGUUCCACUGGUUCAGGUCCAACAGGAUCAGCAGGGUCCAGUUCAGCAGUUUGCUCAUGGUGUUCAGGAUCUACCACCACCACCACCGCGACCUCAUGUUUACCCGGUUUAUGAUGAGAGGUUCUACAGGCUGACAUGUCAGAUGAGAAACAUGGAGAUGGAGCAUUUUAGCGGAACAGUGGAUGCUGUAGCUGCACAUGAUUGGAAGUUAGCCUUGCAGCGGAAGCUGGAGAUUAUUGAGUGUCCACCAGAGUUGUCGCUCAGAUUGACUAUACAAUACCUUCGUGGAGAUGCUCUUAUAUGGUGGGAGGGAAUACGAUUGAGUCACUUUGGGCCAGGGAGGCUUACCUUUGCAGACUUCAUCCGAGAGUUCGAUAGGAAAUACUUUCCGAAGGAAGCUAUGGAUAGGAAGAAAUGCGAGUUCGAGCAUGUAAGUCAGGGUAAGAUGUCUAUCAGGGAGUAUGAGGUUGUGUUUAACCAAUUUCGCAGGUUUGCUGGAGAGGGCAUUUUAGAGGAAGACCUGAUGAGGAAAUUUCUGAAUGGGAUGCGAGUAGAGAUUCGCAACAGGUGCCGUGUCGCCACUUAUCACAGAUUGGGAGACUUGGUGGAGAAAGCUGCCGAGCAGGAGGCAGGUUUGGCAGAGGAGCAGAAGUACACCAAGGCAGAUCAGCCUAAGUUUGGAGGGACUUCAGAGGCACAGCAGAGGACAUGGGACAAACCGAGCAUACAAUGCUUUUAUUGUGGAAAGAUGGGACAUAAGAGUAGGGUUUGUCGGAGUAGGCUAUUUAAUGCCCAGGUUGCGCCACCAGCAGCGGCAGCAGCACCAGUAGUGGAUGUUAGGAACUGUUUUGGUUGUAACCAGCCAGGUCACAUUUUCAGAGACUAUCCGAGGAGGGAUAAUGCAGCGCUUCCACCACCACCGAAGCGUUUAGCCAUCGCUCCACAUGUGUUUACAGUUGGAGAUCCCCAGGGAGCUGAGCCGAUAGCGGGUGAGACCGACGAGCAGGAGUGAUUAUCGGACCGGUGCUAUUGGGCUUUGGGGCUUCUAUCGCUUUUACCGCUUUUAUCGUUAUCGGGCCUUUUGGCGUUAUGCUAUCGUAUUGACUUUUAUAUUAUGGUGAAAAUUAUUAUUAUUAUUUGAGUUGUAUUAUUAUUUUA
Molecule: messenger RNA, 4456 nt
Organism: Brassica napus (rape)
Lineage: Eukaryota; Viridiplantae; Streptophyta; Magnoliopsida; Brassicales; Brassicaceae
Exons: 7
Coding region: 3114-4310 (398 amino acids)
Molecular function (GO): nucleic acid binding; zinc ion binding
Source: RefSeq, a predicted model, not a curated record